AUGUCGAAAAAGGGAGGACAGGCAGCCGCUGCUGCAGCAGCUUCUUUCGUCAAGCUGAUCGUCCCCGCAGGCAAGGCUUCCGCGCAGCCUCCGGUCGGACCUGCGCUUGGUGCCAAGGGUGUCAAAGCCAUGGAUUUCGCCAAGGAGUUCAACGCAAAGACGGCCCACCUCGAGGUCGGCAUCCCCACGCCUGCCAUUGUCAAGAUCAACCCGGACCGUACCUUUUCUUUCGAGAUCAAGACCCCGCCAACAUCAUUACUCCUGAAACGAGCCGCAGGAAUCGAGACAGGCGCCGGCAAAGCGGGUUCGCAAGUAGCAGGUACUAUCACGAUGAAGCACAUCUACGAGAUUGCCAAGAUCAAGAUGGAAGAUGUGAAAGGCGUGGGAGAGGAACAGAUGUGCAAGGUGAUUGCUGGAAGCGCACGCAGCAUGGGUCUUCGCAUCGUGCGUUGA
Messenger RNA from Sporisorium graminicola, 453 nucleotides. RefSeq lists its product as uncharacterized. NCBI's taxonomy places the organism in Eukaryota, Fungi, Basidiomycota, Ustilaginomycetes, Ustilaginales, Ustilaginaceae. The transcript has 3 exons. Gene Ontology annotation, molecular function: structural constituent of ribosome; large ribosomal subunit rRNA binding. Bases 1 to 453 code for a protein of 150 amino acids. Gene Ontology annotation, cellular component: ribosome; mitochondrial large ribosomal subunit. The record is from RefSeq and is a predicted model, not a curated record. Gene Ontology annotation, biological process: translation.